This is a messenger RNA of Chinchilla lanigera (long-tailed chinchilla), 1435 nucleotides long. RefSeq names its product cuticle collagen 13-like. The record is from RefSeq and is a predicted model, not a curated record. NCBI's taxonomy places the organism in Eukaryota, Metazoa, Chordata, Mammalia, Rodentia, Chinchillidae.
CGCGGCCCCAGGGUGUCCCGGAGCUGCUGGGGGAGCGGCCAGGGCGCGCGGGCCCUGCCCCGUCGGAACGGCGUCUCGCUUGGCGGCCCGCUGGCGGCCCUCGUUUAGGCGGACUGGGUCCCCCGGGGGAGAGGCGGGCGUGGCAGUGUGGCCGCAGGAGCAGAGGUCACCCGGGGGAGCGAAGGUCCUGCGGGGCGAGCGCCCGGUCAGCAGUCCUCCGGGACCGGGGCCUCGCGCGCCGGCGCCCCGGGUGUGGAUGCGGGGAGCGUCCCUACGAAGGCUGCGGGCCGCUGCCGCUGUAGCAGCCAGCUCCGUCGCCAGUGAGCAGGGCGCCGCUGCCCGCUCGGCACUUCCUCCCCGGCGGGGUCGCGGCCAGCUCAGGCCCACAGAGGGCCGGGUACUCAUGGCCCGGCCACACCUCAGGGAGUCAGAGGCCAGGGCCCUGGCCGUGGGGACGCUGGCAACUUCGUGUCGUUUGGUGGCCCCACAUCACACCCGGAAGCACCCCUGGCCCACAGGUGUGGCCCCCAGCUCAUGGGGUCUCUUGGCAUAGGCACCUUCAGGGGGCUCUACCUGUCCCCGUCCCCGUCCCCAUCCCCAUCCUUGUCAUCGAAAGAACCGAAGGGACGAUGGGGCUGUGCUAGCAGCACCCCAAGGGUGGGUCUCGUGUCCCUGCGCCUGGCUUGGCUGCUUCCGUGGCCCCGCGGGCCGUGGACGCCCACCCAGGCCCCAGGAGCACACAGCCUAGAGCUCUGCCUCCAUGGUUCUCUCCGAGCAGGUGGUCCUUCCCCCGCGCACCCCCGGCCCGGAGGCCACAGCACAGGUGUGCUAGGGCAGGGGCCACGCGUCCAGGGGACAGGGAUGAUCAGCGAGCAUCGAAGGAGUCCCAGCAGCCUCCUGUUCCCCAGAGCCCGGCGGGAGGCUGCAUUCUCCUCUGCGCCAGCGGGACGACGGCCAGAAUUGAUGCCACGCGAGCGGGCCGUGCUGGGCCCCGAGCUGCAGUGUGGCCAGCGGUGCGUGGGGUGCAGGGAAGGAGCCGUCAAGCUUCUCGGGGGCAGAGCAGAUGAGGCUCUGGCUCCCCAACAGGUCUAGGGGUGGGACCACAAUGUGCUUCCCCAUUCUGAACUAGGAAAUGACAUGCCCCCAAGGCAAGGUCAUCAUGCCGGAAACCGCCCUUCAUCUGUGACUGCAUUUGGGGGCACAGCGGGAAGAAGCCUUCGAAGUCCCCGUGCAGCCCCUGGAUGGCAGGCUCCUGGGCCUGGGGCAGCCGCGGGCAUCUCCCACACACGCUCCGUGUCUCCUGUUUGCUCAGUGCUUUUUCUGUUCUGAUUUUAGUUAGAACGAGCCUGUGAUGGAUGUGGGACUCUUCUCAAUUGCUCUUUAAAUUGUCACUUUUUAAAUCUUAUUAAAUGAAGUGUCGAUUCCUGACAAAUAA